This is a messenger RNA of Gryllus bimaculatus (two-spotted cricket), 782 nucleotides long. The record is from the annotation of a GenBank genome assembly. NCBI's taxonomy places the organism in Eukaryota, Metazoa, Arthropoda, Insecta, Orthoptera, Gryllidae.
AUGCAAUUUCAGCUCCGACAUCGCCCGGCGCGGCGCGGCGCAGCGCAGUGGUGCCCGGACUUUGCAACUCCCACCGCCAAACGUAGUCCUCGCUCUACCUAUGCUCGUCCUGAUGAAUAUGCGAAAGGGGGCGAAGAACGCGGCUGGAGGCAGGCCGCGCCGCACCGCGCCCGAGUUAAGCCCCCGAGUUGGGUGGAUAGUUGGGUGGAUAGUUGGGUGGAUAGUUGGGUGGAUAGUUGGGUGGAUAGUUGGGUGGAUGGUUGGGUGGAUGGUUGGGUGGAUGGUUGGUUGGAUGGUUGGUUGGAUGGUUGGUUGGAUGGUUGGUUGGAUGGUUGGUUGGAUGGUUCGGUGGAUGGUUGGGUGGAUGGUGACCUCGUUAAAAAUGAAGGGGGAAACUUGCUGGGUACCUAUCGACGAGAGGUUGUGAGACGCAAAGGGAAGAGAGAUGGAUAAAUACAAUGGACGAGAAUGGAAGUACUUGCACGAUGGACUUCUUCCAGGACAUUUUGGUCCCCUUUGAAGGGCUUUUUUCUUGUCUAAACUUAAACCGAAACUCAAGAACAUCCAUGUUAUAUUGAUUCUUUUAAUGAUCGAACAGUAACAACAGUAUUAUAAAUAUAAGGAAACUUUGCUGUUUCAAACUUAAGGAGUUUAUCUUGCUCAGUUCAUGAUAGUACGUUCUUCUGGAGGUCUGUCACAUCUGCACAUUAUUGGUUUACAUGAUAAUAAAUAUUAAUUAUUGUUGUUGAGUAAUUAUUAAUUCGUAAAGCUCCAUUGUACUG